CACUGCGAACGAUCAAGGGUUUGAUAGCAAAUCGGGCAGCUAUACGCUCAAUACAGCCAGAUUAUCGCACUUAUAUCAAGUUGUAUGAAACAACAAAGCGUGGCAUUGUGAAAAUGUCGAAAUCCGCCGCAACGACAAGCACGUCACGUACUCGUGUGUCUUGUAGAGGUUCGACAAAGCCAAAAAAUGAAUCGGAUCGUACACCGUGUGCGGUUCCGCCCGUAGCUCAAUUACGGCCGUUCAAUUCGGCAUCCGUUAGAGUGAAAGCGCGGUCAGGGCCCUCAAUAAGGCGAAUAGAUCGAAGACCGCUUACUGUUAUUUCUUCGUUAGCUUCCAGCCUUUCUCGGGACAGCAGUAAGACAUUACCACCGCGGACUACUAACGUGAGACAUGUUGCGAUCCCUAAAAUUGUUGAGGAACAUUUCAAGCAGAUUGAUGCCAACAGUAGCGGGCGAAUUAGCCGAUCUGAGCUUCAUGGUGCGAUGAAGAACAUCACUGGGACGGAAUUUAACAAAGAAACGAUCAUUUUACUGUUCGGGAUGUUCGACACAGACGACACAGGUGGUCUCGAUCUAGUCGAAUUCAAUCACCUGUACGACUUCAUGAAUGAGCAGAUGAUGACGUUCUGGAGGCUCGAUGCCCGAAAGCAAGGGUACAUCAUCUAUCAAGAGCUCAUGAAAGCCUUAUCAAUGCUGGGCUACAGAGUUGACGGUCAUUGUGUGAGGGUUCUCACGCGGAAAUUCGGAAGAACUGCUAGAUUUCUUGAGCUGGAUAGUUUCAUUCGUAUCUGCUGUCUGCUCAGAAAACUGACAGAGGCGUUCAAGAGGAAAGAUCGAAGACGCAAGGGCGUUCUUACCCUAACCUAUUACGAUGUAAUGCACAUGUCGCUUUCGGCGUGUUUUUAACUUUCUUUUAUUUACGGUCGGCAAUAAUAAGUGAUUAUGAAGUCGAACGAUUUCCAUCUGACUCGAGACGACGCUUACAGGAUCCCGUUAUUGGGCAGGUGAUAUGGCGCCUUUACUACGGCACAUUAAUGCUAGCUUAGAAAAUUGACGGCACGAUAUAAAAUUUUGUCAUA
Varroa destructor (honeybee mite) is the source of this 1078-nucleotide messenger RNA. RefSeq names its product sorcin-like. Lineage: Eukaryota; Metazoa; Arthropoda; Arachnida; Mesostigmata; Varroidae. Gene Ontology annotation, molecular function: calcium ion binding. The record is from RefSeq and is a predicted model, not a curated record.